Molecule: messenger RNA, 1246 nt
Organism: Closterium sp. NIES-67
Lineage: Eukaryota; Viridiplantae; Streptophyta; Zygnematophyceae; Desmidiales; Closteriaceae
Source: the annotation of a GenBank genome assembly
CCCCACCCUCUACCACGUGCACACCACAUCGCCGGCAUGCAAGCCACUGCGGGUUCCGCGCUUGCUGAAGCAGCUGCAGAGCCAAGCCGCAGAACAGCGCUUGCCACGCGAUCCGGUUCUUGCUUUCGACCUGGUUUAAAGAGUAUUCUAGGAGGCCUUCAUCGCGUGACUGAGCUUCGCAUACGUCAACGCUUAUCGACUCUUCCUUUGCCGUUUUCGCAGAUCAUUUCAAGUCAUGGCGUCUGACAAGCCCUUGUCCACAGGUGGCACAGCAGCCUCGGGAUUGUCGGAUGUGCCGGGCGAGGCGAAGACGAUGACGACUCGGGUGAUGGAGACGGGCGCGUCCACGGUGCAGCAGUUCCGCCCCAUCCGGCAGAUCGGCCAACACCUCUGCGCGUUCCACUACUACGCCAGCGACAUGUCGCGGCAGGUGGAGGCGCACCACUACUGCUCGCAUGUGAACGAGGACGUGCACCAGUGCCUCGUCUACGAUUCCGACCAGCCCUCCGCGCGCCUCAUCGGCGUGGAGUUCAUCGUCUCAGAGGAGGUGUUCCUCACCCUGCCGGAGGCCGAGCAGCGCAUGUGGCACGCGCACGAGUACGAGGUCAAGAGCGGAUUACUGUUCAUGCCGGGCCUGCCAGCUAUUGCGGAGCAGCCGAUUAUGGCGAAGCUGGUGAAGACGUUUGGCAAGACAUGGCACUUCUGGCAGUUUGACCGCGGGGACGCGCUGCCCCUGGGCGUGCCACAGCUCAUGGGGGCCUUCUUCGCAGACGGCCAGCUCAAACCCGAACUGCCUCGAGCAGUGGAGCAGCGGUACGGGGUGCAGAUGGAGGAGCGGCGCAAGAUGCGCGCCGACCUCAAGGGGCCUGAGCGGGCUGUGGACCAGCUAGCAGAGCAGAUCAAAAGGGGGAUGGGGCUCGAGACAGAGCUCAAGGAGUGCGCGCUGCCGGGGAAGGAGGGGCCGGGCGUGGGUGGUGUGGGUGUUGCUGGCAUGGCUGCUGCCGGCAAGGAGCAUGUGGGGCAGGUGGGGAGGAAAACCACAGGCAGUGAUCCCACGGCGAGGAUUGGCGGCUGAGUGAAAGCGGGUGUGAAAUGGAAGUGAUGUCUUUCUUCUCUCGGCCGUAUGCUGUGAGGCUGAUAGGAAGGUAGUAAGAAACGAGUCCGGAGAGACAUGGAGUGCACGCUAUACACGUACAUACGUUUAUGCACACUGAGAGAAGGUGUGUUUCAGUGGAUAGAGGCUAUG